UUGACGGGAGGUCGUCAACAUCUGAUCGGAGAGGAGGAAAAGUGUCAUUUGCUCGUGUGUUUGUUGUUUGCCGAGCGUUUUAGCGAGCAAGAGUAGUUCAUGUGUUUUUAGCUCAAGGUGUAUUAGUUAACGACAACCGCCCCUUACUCGCUUUUUAACUUGAAUAAACAGCUAUGGGCGAUAAAGUUAUGGAAAGCGGCUAACGUUAGCUAACUGAAUGUAUUUCAGUCGGUUACAAUUGUCAGAAGUUGGCUAGUUUCAGGCUAGCUACUACGUAGUUAGCUACCGCUAGUGUAGUGUCAGGGAGCCUGCGGUGGGUUGUUGCCAGCGAUAAAAUCAUCUCGGCUGUCUAGCGUCUUUGAGAGUGCAGAGGUUUCCCAAUUUUUUUGUUUUGGACGGGACAAGAUCUUUUGAGAUAUCUUACCAUGGAUUUGUUUGACAGUAACAGUUCAGAGCGUGCCAGCCUGCCGAGGAACAUGAUUGAGAACAGCAUGUUUGAAGAAGAGCCCGAUGUUGUGGAUUUAGCCAAAGACUCCACAGCCUUUCCGACGUUUCCUGCUCUUGAUCCAGAUGAAGUGACAUAUGAACCCCGUAGUUCACGGUUACUUGUGCGAGGCCUGGGGGAAAACGACAUGGAUGACGAUGAGGAGGACUGCGAGUCUUCAGCACGUUUGUUGGGCAUGUCUUUUAUGAACCGAAGCUCUGCUCACAGAUCCAACUCUUCUCCUUACACCAGACAGGCACCACCAAGGUCAUGUUCACGACCCUCAUCACGUACUAUAGUUGUAUGUGUGUUAUUCCUCGUGAUAGUGGCCUCAGUGACCAUGGUAUUCUACUUCCUACCUGGCUGCACCUUUACUAAAGCAGGUUGUCCUAAACCAAACAAGACCAAUCCCAUUGAGCCAGUCUACCCCAUCUCCACAAAUGGUGAAUUGUUUCCAUGGGCACAGCUCCGACUCCCUCAAAGCAUAAAACCUCUCAGCUAUGACCUCACCCUGAACCCCGACCUCGACAAAAUGACCUUCACGGGCAGAACUGUUAUCAGCAUGUCUAUACUUCACAGCACAAACCGCAUUGUAUUCCAUGGUGCUAAUUUCAACAUUACCAAAGCAACCUUCAAAUUGGGUGAUGGGCAGGCCAGUGAUGUGACUGUACUGGAAUACAAACCCAGACAGCAGUUAGCUGUUAAUUUCUCAGAGGAGCUGAAAGCAGGCCAGUACUGUGUUUUGACAAUGGAAUAUUCUGCCAACUUCUCAAACGCAUAUGACGGUUUCUACAAGAGCUUCUACACUGAUAAGGAUGGAAACAAAAGGGUCCUAGCAGCAACACAGUUUGAGCCACUGUCGGCCAGGAAAGCCUUCCCUUGUUUUGAUGAACCAGCUUUCAAAGCGACAUUCCUGAUUAAAAUCAGCAGAAAAAAAACCUACAUGACUCUUUCAAACAUGCCCAAGGCAAAAUCCACAAAUGUCUCCAAUGGCCUUGUGCAGGAUGAGUUUGAAAAGACCAGUGUUAACAUGAGCACUUACCUGGUGGCCUUCAUCGUUGCUGACUUCACCCCUAACACCAAAAAUGUUUCAGAAACCCAGGUGUCAGUCUACUCUGUACCAGAGAAAAAUGGGCACACUGAGUAUGCUCUGACCAUAACCUCUAAACUGCUGGAGUUUUACAAUAACUUCUUUGACAUUAAUUACCCUCUCAAAAAACUAGACUUGGUAGCUAUUCCUGACUUCCUGGCAGGAGCCAUGGAGAACUGGGGGCUAAUCACUUUUCGGGAAACCACUUUGUUAGUGGGCAAAGAGUCUUCUCUCCUGGAAAAACAAGUGGUGGCUUCUGUCAUAGCACAUGAGCUUGCUCAUCAGUGGUUUGGAAACCUGGUGACUAUGAGAUGGUGGAAUGACCUGUGGCUCAACGAAGGCUUUGCCACUUACAUGGAGUACAUGUCACUGCAGGAAGUGUCGCCCGACCUGGAAACUGGUAAUUUAUUCCUCUCAGUGCGGUUCAGAGCCCUAGACAAAGAUGCACUAAACUCCUCGCACGCUGUGUCGACAGACGUUAAUACAACAGAACAAGUAGAGGAGAUGUUUGACUCUGUCUCUUAUGAAAAGGGUGCAUCCAUUCUUCUAAUGCUGAAUGCUUCCUUCUCCGGAGAUCAACAGUUCAGAAAGGGUAUCAUUGAAUAUCUCAAACAGUUCAGUGGAUUAAAUACAGACACUGAUGACCUCUGGAACAGCCUCACACAGACCGAUAAGUCCACGCACCACAUGAAUGUAUCGCAGAUGAUGACAUCGUGGACAUCACAGAAAGGCUUCCCACUGGUCACUGUGAACCUCAUGGGAAACCAGGUGACACUCGCACAGGAGCACUUCUUGCUCACAUCUGACAAUACCACGCAUACGUCAAGCUUGUGGCAUAUUCCAGUGACGUACGUGAACGACAGCUGUAGUUUGGCCCCUGAGUGCAGACAGGUUUUCACUCUGAAAAAUAAAUCAGACACAUUUAAGCUGUCAAAAAAUGUAACUUGGCUGAAGUUGAACUACAAAAAUACAGGCUUCUACAUAGUGGACUACGGAAAGGAUGGCUGGUCUGCUCUUGCUCAAGCUUUGAGCUCAAAUGUUGGCGUUCUUACACACGAGGACCGUGCUUCACUUAUACAUAACAUCUUUGCUCUCUCCAGAUUGGGACGUGUGUCCUUCCUGCAGGUCAUAAAUCUACUGAAAUAUGUCUCAGCGGACACUGAGACUUCUCCUGUGACAGAGGCCCUUUUACAGCUCAAUAAUAUCUACCGACAGCUUGAAAAAAGACAGGAGUCUAAUCUUGCAUCCCGCAUGAAGAAUUUUAUUAUGAGCAAAUUUUGUAAUCUGAUGGCCAAACAAACAUGGGAAGAAGAAGAGAAUGUGUCCAAACAGGAGCUGCGCUCUGCUCUGCUGGAGAUGGCCUGUAAUCUGAAUGAUGAAAACUGCACCCAGCAGGCCACGUCCCUGUUCAAAAAGUACAUGGAGUCAAAUGGUACCCUCAGGAUUCCCGGUGAUCUGCAGCAGACUGUAUUUACAGUGGCUGGCCAGUCUGAUGAAACCUGGGACGCUCUUUUCAACAUAUAUGUGCAUGCCACGUACGAUUCAGAGAAGCGGAAAAUGCUAAAGGGACUAGCAUCCACUCAGAACCCACAACGUUUAGUACAGAUUCUGUCAUUUGGCCUGAGCGGAAGUCACAUUCAGACUCAGGAGUUGCCUUUGGUUAUCAGCACUAUGUGUCAGAGCUUUGCUGGUUGUUUGUUUGCCUGGGACUUCAUACAAGAGAACUGGGACCGCCUCAUAGAGAAGUUCCCUAUUGGCUCCUUUGCCAUCCAGACAAUCAUCAAAUCUGUUACCUCCCAGUCCUCCACACAGGCACAACUUAAUAAAGUGCAGGCUUUCUUCUCUGGUCUGAAGGAGCGUGGCUCUCAGAUGAGGAGCGUGCAGGAAGCUUUGGAAACCAUAAAGCUGAAUAAGCGCUGGAUGGACAGGAACCUGCCUACACUCCAAAAAUGGCUGUAACACGGAUGCUCCAACAAGUCUCCACCCCAGUAACAAGCAACUGGGCUGUUUCUUUGAGACAACAACAGUAUUUGCACUAUCUUAGGACUGUGUCCUUUACCUCCCCUCAUCCAGACCAGAGCGCUAAUCAGUGGUUGCGCUCUAGCUGGUUGGACAGGUUGUUUUAAUUUUUGAGAUUGGUCCUGUAAGUUGUACAUGAUAGCUCAGGGUGGAUCUGAUUGUGUGUGUGUGUGAUUGUGACAGGGGGUCGUCAGAUGCAAUACACACUCCUCAUGUUUUAUGCUGUUGACCAAACCUCUUCCGCAGUUCUCAUCUAAACCUCACGCCUGAGCAGACAAUCAUGCUUUCACCCACACUCCUUUGGCCCAACCACCUCUCAGGCACCUUUCAUCGUGAGCUGUAAAACGGCCACUUUAAAAUAAACUCAAUAGUAUGAUUAAUGUCAAUAUUACUGUGUAUGUGAAGAUGCAGCUGUCAGGGAUUUCUCAGCAAUGAUGAAUUUAAAUUAAUGUUACUUGAUAGAUAGGAUUAUCCUUAGAGUUAAAGUAACCACGUGUCUUUUUGUUGGAAGAAUAUCUACCUGUCAGCCUGUACUAAUUAUUCAUGCAAUCCCAAGUGUUUGCUAUACUAGUCAUGGUUGGGCUACAAGAUUUGUUCGUUGAUGAGUAGAUGCCAGUGUGUUGGUAUUGAAUGAAUGUACUGAAAAAAUAUCCCACUGUGUACUGUAGAUGAUGUACAAAAAAUAGUGCAGGUUUAAAAUGAUAGCCAUUGUGUCUUAGGUGAGAGCAGGCAGUGCACACUGGAGCUAAACAUUCAUUUCUUCCUUCCUUUCUAUCUCUCCCCCAAACUUUAAUCCCAGCCAAGCUUUAAUCAACAAUUUUUUUUUUCUUUUUAAAUUUGGAUCACUUGCCUGCAAUGAAGUCACUUUACAGACUCACUCUUUGUUUUUUCCGCUUGUAAAGUUGUAAUUAUAGUGUAAAUAUGCUCAACUUUUCCCUCGCCUAGCUUUCGUG
Messenger RNA from Pundamilia nyererei, 4546 nucleotides. It is a transcript of the gene lnpep, whose product is annotated as leucyl/cystinyl aminopeptidase. Gene Ontology annotation, cellular component: cytoplasm; plasma membrane. Gene Ontology annotation, molecular function: zinc ion binding; peptide binding; metalloaminopeptidase activity. The coding region runs from base 426 to 3533 and encodes 1035 amino acids. Lineage: Eukaryota; Metazoa; Chordata; Actinopteri; Cichliformes; Cichlidae. The transcript has 22 exons. The record is from RefSeq and is a predicted model, not a curated record. Gene Ontology annotation, biological process: regulation of blood pressure; proteolysis; peptide catabolic process.